AUGAUCGGACUCGUUGCCAUUAUUGCCGUAAUUACAUUUUUGGGUGUCAAAUGGUACAAAAGUGCCUUUCAACGACCCGCAAAAAAUUUCCCACCCGGACCACCUAGCCUGCCAAUAUGGGGUGCUUACUGGAUCGUCCUGGCGCGAGAGUUCAACAACUUGGGGGGAUCUAUAAGAAAACUAGCUCUAUACUACAAAACUACUGUCGUAGGAAUGUACCUAGGAAAUUUCCCUACGAUAGUCAUAGAUGAUCCAAAAUUAAUUAGAGAAGGCCUAAAUAAUCCGGAUUUGGACGGCCGCAAUGACAUUUUCGUAGCGCGGUUACGCUCGUAUUUGAAGAUAUUUGGUAUAUUUUUCACCGAUGGAUACUUUUGGCAUGUCCAAAGACGAUUCACUUUCCGCAACCUAAGAGAUUUUGGAUUCGGAAGGAGAGCAGAAAGUUUGGAAGCAGUUAUAGCCAACGACACUAAGGAAAUGAUCGACAUGGUCAUUUACGGCCCUAAGAACGAACAUGAGAAAAAAAUAGUAAACGGCGACCUCAUAUACCUACCACACUACUUCGACGCGCCUUCAAUAAAUGGUAUGAUGCACAUUUUCACAAGAACUGUCUUCCCCCGAUCUGAAUACAAAAAAAUUUGGGACUUGGGCAGAAUGACCAUGAUGUUUCAACGAGGAACCAAUGAUUUUGGAGGAUCUUUAUCACUUACCCCAUGGCUGAAAGAUGUUCUGCCUAACUACAGUGGUUACAAAGACCUACGUAAAUCAAGUCUUUAUUUGUUAAAUUUCUUCACGGACAUUAUCAAUGACGCCAAAAAGAACCACGAUCCUUCCCACGACCGUCAUUUUAUUGACACUUAUUUGCGACAAAUGAACGAAGAAAGGAAAAAGACUGAACGCAGCACAUUCUCAGAUGAUCAGUUUAAAUUAGUGUUGACUGACUACAUGAUUCCCGCCGCUUCUGCAUUUGCUACAGUGUUGACACUAUUGGUCGAGAGAAUCUUACAUCAUCCAACAGUUCAGGACAAAAUUCACGAGGAAAUUGACAGGGUAGUUGGUCGCGACCGUCUUCCCACGUUGGACGACAGGAAAAAUAUGCCGUACACUGAAGCAUGUAUUCGCGAGGUAAUGAGAGUGGAAACAUUAGUGCCUCUUGGAAUACCUCACCGUGCCAUGAAAGACGUAAAGCUCGACGGUUAUGAUAUCCCACAGAACACUAUCGUUACCUUUAACUACCCAACUUUACACAACGACAAGGAACUGUGGGGCGACCCAGAAAACUUUAGGCCAGAACGUUUCAUCGUAAAUGGGCAGUUAGACUUGUCCAAAGAUAAAUCUCUACCAUUCGGAGCAGGUGGGAGAUUGUGUCCCGGCGAAACUUUUGCCCGUCAAGGAAUGUUCCAAGUUUUCGCUGGUUUCAUGCAGGCGUUCACCAUUUCCACAGCAGACGGAAAACCAAGGAAAAUAGAACCAAAAAUUCAAGGACUCAUCACAAAUCUUCCCGACUUCUGGAUUCGAGUCAAACCACGAAAUUAUGCGCACUCACAUUCG
Brenthis ino (lesser marbled fritillary) is the source of this 1548-nucleotide messenger RNA. NCBI's taxonomy places the organism in Eukaryota, Metazoa, Arthropoda, Insecta, Lepidoptera, Nymphalidae. The record is from the annotation of a GenBank genome assembly.